Cajanus cajan (pigeon pea) is the source of this 6939-nucleotide messenger RNA. Its product is annotated as HEAT/U-box domain-containing protein. Gene Ontology annotation, biological process: ribosome-associated ubiquitin-dependent protein catabolic process; rescue of stalled cytosolic ribosome. Gene Ontology annotation, cellular component: cytosol; RQC complex. Gene Ontology annotation, molecular function: zinc ion binding; ubiquitin protein ligase activity; ribosomal large subunit binding. The record is from RefSeq and is a predicted model, not a curated record. NCBI's taxonomy places the organism in Eukaryota, Viridiplantae, Streptophyta, Magnoliopsida, Fabales, Fabaceae.
UCUGAGGGACAUUUAUAUGUGCUUCUUCUUGCUUGCUCAAUUGUAUAAUUUAAUAUUUGAACAUGCAAAUUUGAAAAAUAUGUUGCCGGACAUUUGUGCAUGCUUAUCUGAUUUGACAAUUGCAAAUUAAUUCUUUAAAGCUUGGGGAUAUAGUUCUCUAAUGUAGCAUGCUUACUAUUCAUACUAGUUUUAAUUCUGCCAUUUUAAUUUUCUGAUUGGUUAUAUUGUGGUUUGUGGAGAAGCUAAGCAUCUUCUUGACAAGGUAUCAACAUUUUAUCUACCUGAUAAUAACAACAAAAGCCUUUUCCUUGUUCCUACUUAGUGCAUGUUUGGGGAAACAUAAAAUCCCAAAUUUGAGCUGUUUUUGUGGGAAAAAGCUAUUUGCAAAAAAAAAAAAAAGCUGUAUGUUUGGGACAAUAGCUUAAAUUUAUAAACUUUUUUUUUUCUGAAAAAAUAAGAUGUUUUUAUAAAGCUGAAAAUUUGAAGCUUAUGAUUAUUUCUCAGCAGUUUUUAUUUUUUUUCCAUUUAUGCUAAUUUACUAUAUAAAAAUUGAUUUUUUUUUGUUAUAAUUGAUUGGUGAAAUAAUUUAAUUUUACCCAAACAAAGUUACCCUAACAAACCCUAAACAUCUUAAAAUAGCUUAUCAGCAAAUUUACCCAGACAAAGUUUUAUUUUGAUUAUAAUUGAUUAUAACAAUAAUCGAUGCCUCAUAUAAUUGAUUAUUGAAAUAAUUUAAUUUUCACAGCUUUCCCAAACACACCCUUGGUGGGGACUUUAUAGUUUACCUAUUAUGCAUUAAAAAGUUCUUUUAAUUGGUGUACAGUGUACCUAUAUGCGGUAAAUUGCUUUUCAACUAGUUUCUAACAUCUAAAUUUUGUUGAAUAAGAUUAAAUAUAGUUAUUUACUUGUGUAAUUGGCCAAAUUCUGAUCCUUCCCUGAAGUUUGGAUCUGUUGGAGUGAACAUCAUUCAUGUAGUCUGAGUCUGAGAUUUAGAGUUGAUUUCCCUUCCCACACCCAUCUCAGGAGAGAUUUAGCUCUGCAUUUGAAGACUUUGAUGGGACCAUGGUGGUUUUCUCAAUUUGAUCCAGUUUCUGAAGUUUCUCAGGCAGCAAAAAGGCAGCCUUUCCAGCUCAGGAAAAGAGACUUGAUGCUUUGAUUUUAUGCACAACAGAGAUAUUUAUGUAUUUAGAAGAAAACCUAAAACUCACACCUCAAAAUUUGUCUGACAAAGCUGCAGCCACAGAUGAGUUGGAAGAGAUAUACCAGCAGGUGAUAUCAUCAACAUUGUUAGCAUUGGCCACACUUCUUGAUGUUUUAAUUUGUGUACAGCAAGAACGACCUGGUUUUGAGAACAUAACUACUGAACCUAAACAUGCUUCGAAAGCAAGGGUGGCUGCUGUUGCUUUUGCUGAAAAGCUGUUCAAAGAUCAUAAAUACUUUCUAGACUUCUUGAGGUCACAAAGGCCUACUAUUCGAUCAGCUACUUAUAGUGUAUUGAAGAGCUUAAUAAAAAAUAUACCACAGGCUAUUAAUGAUGCAAAUAUAAAAACUGUUUCUGGUGCAAUUCUUGGUGCUUUCAAUGAGAAGGAUCCAACUUGUCAUCCCUCAAUGUGGGAUGUAAUAUUACUUUUCUCUAGAAAAUUCCCAGAUGGUUGGUCUUCCAUAAAUAUUCAGAAAAGCAUACUGAAUCCAUUUUGGAUUUUUCUUAGGAAUGGUUGCUUUGGUUCCCAGCAGGUUUCAUAUCCAGCUUUGGUUUUAUUCUUGGACAGUGUGCCACCUAAAUCUGUUGGAGGGGAUAGGUUUUUUCUUGAAUUUUUCAAAAACUUGUGGGUGGGAAGGAGAAUUUCUCUAUCUGCAGAUAGACUAACAUUUUUCCAGGCUCUGAAAGAAUGUUUUCUUUGGUCAUUGAAAAAUGCUUCAAGAUAUAAUGAUGGAGGAGACUCAAUCAGUCAUUUCCAAGUUGUUCUUGUUGAUAAUGUUCUUGUAAAGAUUUUAUGGAAGGAUUUCCUUACAGCUGGAAGCUUGAAAGCUAAUGACAUAAUAAAAUCAGGAAAAGCAACAGAUUCAUCAGAGGAAACUAUUUCUCAUAACAAGAAGAUGGAUUUGCUAAAUACGAAGUAUCCAAUGCCUUAUUUGCAAGAAUUGGGGAAGUGCUUUGUUGAAAUCCUUUUAGGUAUUUAUAUAUUGGAUAGCAAUGUUCUAUCUGUUUUCAUUGAGGAACUUGAGGACAAUUGCAUGGGUGCCCUUCAGCAAGAAGGUAAUGUGGACGUUGUUGAACGAAUCAUUUUGUUCAUGUUAUUGCUGGAGAAACAUGCUGUGCUGAAAGAUGCAAUUUGGCCGUUGGGCUAUAUUGUGGGACCAAUGUUGGCGAAGUCUUUUUCAAUCAUUAGAUCUUCUGAUUCACCAGAUACUGUGAGACUUCUGUCAGUUGCUGUUUCAAUAUUUGGACCACGGAUGAUUGUUGAAGAAGUCUUUAUUAAAGGCAAAAGUCACGUUUCUAGUCAUCUUUCAUAUGAUGGGGAUAAAGUAGGGGAAACUGAAGACUUUAUGCAAAUAUUCAAGAAUAUAUUUGUUCCUUGGUGUCUGCAGUCAAAUAGUUGCUCAACCAGUGCUAGGCUAGAGUUGUUGUUGGCACUGCUGGAUGAUGAGUAUUUCUCAGAACAAUGGUCUUUCAUUGUCAACUAUGUGAUUGGCCAACAUUAUUCAGAGUUCCAACCAGGGUUGCUGGAUGCUGACCAUGCAGCAACAUUGGCCAUGCUCCUUGAAAAAGCAAGGGGUGAGAGUAUGAAAAGGAAGGUGAAAGAUGGUUCCAGUCAUAGACAAGGCUGUAACGCUGAAGAUUGGCAUCAUGAAUAUUUUGAAUCAUGUGCUAUUGCUGUUUCUCGAUCUCUGCCUCCUUUUAGCACUUCUCAUGUGCAGUUUAUGUGCUCUCUUCUUGGUGGUUUAACAGAAGGAAGAUCAUCUUUUCUGUCCAGAAAUGCAUUGAUUCUCAUCUAUGAGGAGAUUUUCAGGAAGUUACUCAGUUUUGUUCAGGUUUCACCUUUCUUUUGGGUACAGAAUUCAGCUUCUAUGUUAAGAAAUGAUUCAAAGAUCUGUGUAGAACUUGAUAAUUCUGUCAACAUUGUUGAGAUAGCUCAAUUUGCUCUUGAGAUACUUGAUGGUAGUUUCUUUAGCUUGAAGACUCUUGAUGGGGAAAGUGGACUUGUAUCAGGAAUUUUAUCUACAAUUUUUCUCAUCGAAUGGGAGUGUAGUUUAAGUAAAGCUGUGGAUGAUUCACUUGAUGACAAUUCAAUGGCAAAAACUAAGGCCAGGCUAACAUUUGGUGAAAAUGUGUGUGCUUUCUGUAACAAGUUAAAUGAUCAAUUUUUGAGAAGUCUUUGCUCAGAUAGCCGCAAGAGAUUGUCAAAUAUCUUAAUUCAGUCAAUAAGAUCUGCAAUAUUUGCUGAAGACAGACUUAUUAAUGACAAAAUUGCAUCAUUAUGCUGUACAUGGGUGCUUGAAGUUCUUGAGCGUAUCUGUGGGGAUGAAAAUGAUGAACAAAAUCUGCUACAUCAUCUCCUGAGUAAGGAUGAAUUGUGGCCUGUGUUUGUAGUUCCAAAUUUUAGCUGGACAAAGGCUUCAGGAAGCCAGAAUUUUGUAGCUUUAAUUGACAAGUUAAUCUCAAAAAUUGGGAUUGAUAGAGUUAUUGCUGGGUGUGAAAUGCCUAAUCCAUCUUUGCUUGAAAAAAGUCAAGAGGUUGCAUCUUCUGCUUGGUUAGCUGCUGAAAUCCUGUGCACGUGGAGAUGGCCAGGAAGCAGUGCUAUGUCUUCUUUCUUACCUUUAUUGAGUGCUUAUGCCAAGGAAAGUAAUUCUAUCCAGGAAAGCCUGUUAGAUGAAACAUUAAGCAUCUUGCUUGAUGGUUCCCUUGUUUAUGGAGGCAAUGGCACAAAAAGUUCAGUCAGUAUGUGGCCAGUUCCAGCUGAUGAAGUGGAAGGUGUUGAAGAACCAUUCUUAAGAGCACUUCUUUCCUUUCUGUCUGCUUUGUUCGAAGAGAAAAUAUGGGGGCCAGAGAAGUCAUUGAAUCUGAUAGAACUUCUUGUGAAUAAACUAUUUCUUGGUGAAGCAGUAAAUACUAAUUGUCUUAAGAUUCUACCUAUGCUUAUAAAUAUACUUUUUGAACCAUUAUAUGGGUAUGCGGAGCCUGGUAUGGGUGUUCAACAUUGUUCUUUAGCAGAGGAAUUCGUGAAAAACACUAUGAUAGAUUGGCUGGAGAGGGCCCUAAGUCUUCCACCUUUGGUCACAUGGAAAACAGGAGAAGACAUGGAAGAUUGGCUUCAGUUGGUGAUUGCCUGUUAUCCUUUCAGCACAAUAGGUGGUCCUCAAGCAUUAAAACCAGCGAGAAGCAUCAGUUCUGAUGAAAGGAAACUUCUCUAUAAAUUAUUCCAGAAGCAAAGGCAUGUUUCUGGUGGAUCUGCUAUGUUCAUCCAGCUUACAGUGGUACAGAUACUGCUAUCGAAACUUAUGAUUGUUUCAGUAGGUUAUUGCUGGAGUGAAUUCAGUGAAGAAGAUUGGGACUUUCUGUUGUCUAACCUAAGGUGUUGGAUUCAAUCAGCAAUUGUUAUGAUGGAGGAUGUAGCUGAAAAUAUAAAUGGUCUUGUUGAUAGUUCAUCUGAUAAUUUAAAUGUGAUGUGUCAGAAAAUUGAGAAAAUUAUUUUGAUUUCAGAUCCUAUUCCCAUAAAGAUUUCAGAAAAUGCCCUUUUGUCUUUCUUACUUCUCCUUAAGCAUUGUAAACACCAACAAGCUGAAGAAAGAGAUUAUUUAAGUACAUUUAAAUCAGAAAAGUUGGAUUCUGUUAAAGAUCGGAUUCUUGAGGGUGUCCUUCGCCUACUGUUUUGUACUGGCAUUUCUGAGGCGAUCUUAAAUGCAUGCUACAAAGAAGCUGCAUCAGUUAUUGCUUUGUCACGGUUUAAAUAUACCCACUUCUGGAAUUUGGUAGCCUUUGGGGUUGUUAAUUCUUCAUCACAAGCUAGAGAUAAAGCAGUGAAAUCAGUUGAAUUUUGGGGACUAAGGAAAGGGUCUAUUAGCUCUUUGUAUGCUAUACUUUUUACUUCCAAGCCAAUUCCUUUAUUGCAGCUUGCUGCAUAUUUUGUUCUUUCAAAUGAACCUGUUUUAAGAAUUGCUGUCCUUGAAGAUAAUGCUUGUAACUCAAACAUACAUGCUGCUAAUGAUGAGGAUAUCAGCCGUCUUGACAUGUCAAUAGAAGAAAAGGUCCAUUUGAAAGAGGAAUUAUCUUUCAUGGUAGAAAGGGCACCUUUGGAGGUUCUUGAAACAGACUUACUUGCACACCAACGAGUAAAUCUCUUCCUUGCUUGGUCUUUGUUGAUAUCACAUCUACUUUCAUUACCUUCAUCAUCAUCUCAGAGGGAGAGACUGAUCCAGUACAUACAAGACUCUGCUACUCCAGCUAUUUUGGAUUGCCUUUUUCAGCAUAUUCCUGUAGAGAUUUUCAUGGUUCCGAGUCUGAAGAAGAAAGAUGCAGAGCUUUCUGGUGUCUUAUCAGAAGCUUCAAGUGCUGCAACCUGUGCCACCACAACCGGAUCACUCUUGUUUUCUGUGGAAUCUCUAUGGCCCAUUAAAUUGGAGAAAAUUUCAUCACUUGCUGGAGCAAUAUAUGGUUUGAUGCUCCAGGUUCUUCCGGCCUAUGUACGUGGCUGGUUUAGUGACUUGCGUGAUCGAAACACUUCUGCUGUCAUUGAAUCCUUUACAAAGACUUGUUGUAGCCCUCCUCUCAUUGCAAAUGAAUUGUCUCAGAUUAAGAAAGCCAACUUUCGUGAUGAGAAUUUCUCAGUUAGUGUAAGCAAAUCAGCAAAUGAGAUUGUUGCUACUUACACUAAGGAUGAAACAGGAAUGGAUCUAGUCAUUCGUCUCCCUGCAUCUUAUCCACUAAGGCCUGUAGAUGUUGAUUGUACAAGGAGCCUUGGGAUAAGUGAGACCAAGCAAAGGAAAUGGUUGAUGUCGAUGAUGCUAUUUGUUCGUAAUCAGAAUGGAGCUUUAGCAGAAGCUAUAGGAAUUUGGAAGCGCAAUUUUGAUAAAGAAUUUGAAGGUGUUGAGGAGUGCCCAAUCUGUUACAGUGUAAUCCACACCACAAACCACAGUCUACCUCGCCUUGCUUGCAAGACAUGCAAACACAAAUUCCAUUCUGCUUGCCUUUAUAAAUGGUUUUCAACUUCUCACAAAUCAUCUUGCCCAUUGUGUCAAUCUCCGUUCUAAGGUUACACCUGGAGUGACGACUUUUACCAAUUUUGCACUGAAAGUAGUGGAUGAAGAGAAUGUCUCGGCAUACGAGAAUCAACACUGGUUUCCAGCAUUGAGAAUCAACCCUUGAUUAAGGCAGGGAUGACUUGCAAACUACAACUGGUUAAGGAAACAAACAUGAUUCUAGAUUCUUUUCUCCGCCAAGUUCAUUUUAAGCAGACAGCGUUGAACUCCUUGAAAUUAAAAAGGAAGAUGGACACAGCGGUUCUGCGGCAACGAUCCAACAGGGUAUAUCAUAUUUUUUAUCGAGAGAAGUGUAUCCGAUUCCUUUGUCGUGUAAAAUUUAUCCUCUCUGGUUAGAUUUCUUUGCCCAUGCCCCAUGGUUGUAAUAAUUAAUGUUUUGCAGUGUUUUUGUUCUGUUUAGAGGUUAGUUCUGAUUAAAGCAGGUUGUCUGAAUCAUAGUAGCUUGUACAUCUAGUUUAUUUAUAUUGUCCAUGGAAUCACUAAUGAGUAGUGAAGCAAAAUUUGCCCGAAUAUGAGUAAUUGUGCAUCCAGGGACUAUUUUUAUUAACCACGAGAACAUUGAAGAGUGACUGAGCGAGUUCUCUUCACCAGAUGCGUAGUAUGCAUUGUCCACACGUUGGAUUUUUUGUCAGCAAAAUUUAAUACAAUGAUUCAGCAAUGCUUAUUGACCAUUGGUUUGCA